Lactuca sativa (garden lettuce) is the source of this 4103-nucleotide messenger RNA. Its product is annotated as disease resistance protein Roq1. Gene Ontology annotation, molecular function: ADP binding. Gene Ontology annotation, biological process: signal transduction; defense response. NCBI's taxonomy places the organism in Eukaryota, Viridiplantae, Streptophyta, Magnoliopsida, Asterales, Asteraceae. The record is from RefSeq and is a predicted model, not a curated record.
UGCCAUAGCAGAAUUUUCAUUUUAGUCGUCGUUUUACUAGAAACCCUAAACAGAGCUCUGAAAUCGUUCUCGAGUGUUUGAGAGAUUUUUGUUAAAUUCAUAGAUGCUUUAGUAGGUCAGUUUCUUGUGUAACGGUACUUGUUCACAAAUUGUGCUUUAAUAUCUUCUUCACACCGAAGAACGAUAUUUACUUUAUUGAAGCACUUCUGUGAUUUCUCUUUAUCGUUUAAAAAGCAAGGAAAGUUAUAUUCCCAGCUCAUACAUACUCGUGAAAUUUUCAAUUUCCAAGCAUGGCCAUCAUAACUGAUCAUAUACAAGAAGAAGAAGAAGAAGAAGCUGAAGAAGAAGAAGAAGAAGCAACAACAACAUAUGAUGUUUUCCUGAGUUUCAGAGGUAAAGACACUCGUCUAGGUUUUACGGAUCACCUCUACCAAGCUUUGGUGAAUGAAAACAUCUCUACCUUUCUUGAUGAGGAAGAGGUUGAAACUGGGGAAGAACUUAAACCCGAGCUUGCAAGAGCUAUAAAAAGCUCUCGUGCUUCGAUAAUUGUUUUGUCUAAGAACUACGCGUCUUCAACAUGGUGUCUGGAUGAGCUGGUGAUGAUCCUUGAGCAACGAAGGGUCUCUGAUCAUAUUGUUCUCCCUGUUUUUUACAAUGUCGAGCCGACACAUAUCAGAAAGCAAGAAAGCACUUUUGGGGAAGCGUUAUUUGAACACAAACAGAGGAUUGAGUCCGAAAAGGAUGCGAAGAAGAAAAUUCAAGGCGCUUGUAAGUUGGUGAUGUGGACGAAAGGACUUACAGAAAUUGCUGAUUUGAAAGGAAAAAAUGCAACUGGCAGACGAGAGACAGUGGUCAUUGAAGAACUUGUUAAGGAAAUUAGUAGUAAACUGGAACUACACAUGCGGAGUAAAAUCCCACACCUAAUUGGGAUGGACAUUUCUGUUCAUUUCAUCAGUUCCUGGUUGAAAGGAGGAUCAUCAGAAACUGUGGAAAUUCUCACAAUUUGGGGAAUGGCUGGGAUCGGAAAGACAACUCUAGCAGAAUAUAUCUAUAGGUUGCAUCGCCAUGAAUUUGAAAGAAGUAGCUUUCUUGAAGACAUUGAAAGAAGAUGUGCAGGACAAAAACGUGCACUGCUUGAUUUACGAAGACAGCUUCUUGGAGACAUUCUUAAGAAAAGAAUGAAUGAAGAACAUAAUGUAGAUGCUCACACAUCUAAGAUUGAGAAAGCAUUGCUUAAUAAAAAAACGUUUUUGGUUCUUGAUGGUGUUGAUAACUCUGAGCAAGUGGAUGAGUUGAUUGGAGCAAAAGGUUUUCAUCCUGGAAGCAAGAUUAUCAUUACAACUAGAGAUGUGUCCCUAACAGAAAAAUGUGCAUUAUUUUGCAUGAGAUUUCCUCCAAAACAUAGAAAACAUGCACUUCAUGGUUUAAGUGAUAGCGGAUCUUUAAGACUUUUAUGUUGGCAUGCAUUUCGAGGCUAUGAACCCAAGGAAGGUUAUAAAGAAGAGGCAAUAAGAGCUUCAAAGUAUUGUGGAGGAAAUCCAUUGGCUCUUAAAGUUUUGGGUAGUUCAUUAAUUAAUGAAGAUGUAGCCAUAUGGAAUGAUAUCUUUGAACCGCUAGAGACUAGAGAACUUCAUACAGAGGUACACAAGGUCCUGAAGAUUAGCUUUGAUUCUUUGCCAUCUGAAAAUUGCAAAGAAUUGUUUAAGCAUAUUGCAUGUUUUUUUGUUGGAAGAGAUAGAGAAGUGACCGAAAGAAUAUUAAAGGGAUGUGGUAUCCGCACAUCUUAUGGGAUAACAAAGCUCAUCAAUAGAGGUCUUCUCACAAUUGGAGAAAGAAAUGAGUUGAAGAUGCAUCAACUCGUUCAAGAGAUGGGGAGAGAUUUAGUUUUUAAGGAAUCACCUCACAAGCCAUGGAAACGCAGUCGAGUGUGGAAUCAUGAGGAGUCCCUCAACUUGCUGUUACAAGAAAAGGGUACAACAAAAAUUCAAGGUCUUGUCCUUGACAUGAAAAUGUUGGAGAAAGAUACGUUACAUGGAUUGAGUAGUGUCAUGGAGCAUGAAUUUGAAGAGAAUGAUACAAACGCGAUAUUCGGAACAGGUUCAUCAACCCACACUGUUCUAAAGAUCUCAUCUUCUCAUUGCAAGAAAAUCGAAAUAAGAACAAAUGCAUUUAGUAAGAUGGAUAAACUACAUCUACUCCUACUCAAUCAUGUAAGACUCAAAGGAUCCUACAAAUAUUUUCCUAAAGGUUUAAGGGGGUUGUGUAUGCAUGGAUUCCAAUUAAAUCAUAUACCUUCCAACUUGCCAAUGCAAAAUUUGGUUGCUCUUGACUUGUCGUACAGCAAUUUGACACAGCUUUGGAAGCGGCCACAGCUUCUUAGGUCAUUGAAGAUUCUUAAUGUAAGCUAUUGCAAGGUUGUUAGAGUUGGUGGCUUCUCUGGGCUACCUGCACUUGAGAGGUUGAUAUUAGCAGGAUGUGCACGUUUGACUCAAGUGUGUGAAUCAAUUGGUGGAUGUGAGAGCCUUGUUCUUCUUGAUAUGAGCUACUGUGAGAAACUUAAAAACCUUCCAAACAGCAUUAGCAAGUUAACAAGUGUUAGAAUUAUAUCAUUAAACCGUUGCAGAGCUAGUAUUCGCAUAAAUAUACAUGCCUUUUUACUAGUAACCUUGUCACUUAGAAACAGUAAUUUAAUUACCGAAUCCUUUCCAAUGGAUUUCAGCUGCAUGUCAGCAUUGAGGGAAUUAGAACUAGAUGAGAAUCCAAUUGAUUCUCUCCCGGUUUGUGUGAGAAGCCUUAGCAGGCUUGAGGUACUCAGUAUGGUAGGAUGUCAGCUGUUGAAGUCCGUUUUGUGCCCACAUACAAUCAAAAUUUUGUUUGCUCAACUGUGUCUCUCACUUAUUGAAAUAACAUUUCCUCAAGAAAUGUCAGCAUUACCAGCUGUGUGUUACUGGUAUUCGGAGUCAUUGACUGAAGUUCAAGGCAUAAUAAAAAUUGAAGCUAUGGCACAAAUUGAUGACCCGAUAUUCUGUAGCUUGGGGUGGACAAAUUUACAACAUCUGAAAGAUGAGAAGAUGCAGAUCUUUGAUAUAGACCUAUGGUUCUCUGCAAAGAAACUUCCAGUCCAUAUGUAUUACGAAUUUGGAAUAUUUAGCACAUGUUUUUCAGGGAAAGUGGUGCCAGAUUGGUUACCUCAUAAAAGCAAUGGUUCAUCAAUAUCAUUCAUCAUGCCAUUGUCCUCCAUGAAUAAAAGAAUACAAGGACUCAAUAUAUGCUUUGUGCAUGCAUUUCUGGGCACAGGGAAGGCUAGUUCAUUAGGAAUAAAAGUACAGAACAUGACAAAAAAUCGUAUGUGGGUAUAUUUUGGUCAUAUAGUUGUUGUCCAAGAAGGUGAUGAAGAUAUAGUAUGGUUAAGCCAUUGGAUGUUUGGGAACAAUGAGCUUGAAAAUGGUGAUGAAGUUAGUGUUACCAUAUUAGACGAAGAGGAAGAUAGUGGUGUAAUGGUAAGAGAGUGUGCAGUCAGUCCAGUGUACAAUGAUGGAGACAAUGAAGAAGAUCCUUUGAGUUAUUACAAGUCGUGGAAACAUAUCAUUGGUGGAGAUCUGUCUGCUUUUCAAUUAACUUCAGGAGACUACUUCUUAUAUCGUAAUCGGUUUUUUUACCCUCCGCAUAGCUUUAAAGAUUUCUUUGAACAUAAAAGAAUCCAGAAUUUCGUUGGCUAUAUUCCCCAAUAUAUAGAUGAGGGUUUGUACUAAUGAUUUCUCCAAUGGCAAACAUCACAUCAACAACUGAGAUCUUCUUGACCUCUUUUGUCUGCGCGCCAUACAGACCAUGCGUGUGUAGACGUUAGCCUUCGCAGACUAUUCGUUUUUUAGAAGACCACAAAUUUGAAAAGGUCCGUGUGUCCUCUCCCAGUGCAGUUGUAGACAAGAUUCUUCUAACAUCUUUCUAGCCUAAUUUUUUUUUCUUAUUUGAAUACCUCUUUUUUUGUAACCUCUUUAAACAUAAACAUUAAUAAUUUUUGUUUGAAUGCUCUUUUUUUGUAAUAUUUUCUUUAUUUUAACUACAACAAAAUACAAUAAAUAUCAAACAUAUACGUUAAUUCA